This is a messenger RNA of Drosophila innubila, 1216 nucleotides long. RefSeq names its product leukocyte surface antigen CD53 (gene TM4SF). The record is from RefSeq and is a predicted model, not a curated record. The coding region runs from base 251 to 1111 and encodes 286 amino acids. The transcript is spliced from 6 exons. Gene Ontology annotation, cellular component: membrane. Gene Ontology annotation, biological process: protein localization to plasma membrane; protein maturation. NCBI's taxonomy places the organism in Eukaryota, Metazoa, Arthropoda, Insecta, Diptera, Drosophilidae.
UGCGUGUUUUUAUCUGUGGACGAUUUUGGUUGCUUCAAGUUAACUGUGUUUAACUCUUAUUUUUAGUUAAAAAUUUCUAGUGUGAAGUUCAAUAGAAUUGUCGCUGCGAAAAUGUUUAUGUGCUGUGUGCAAUGUAUGAGGACAACUAGGGAGAACAUUCAAUAAUGAUCAAUAAACUUUAAAGUGUAAUUAGUGAAAGCAAGAAUAUAAGUUAAUAACACAAAUCAACAACAAGAGAAUAACUCUAAUAAUGGCGCUGCCAAAAAAGAUCAAAUGUUUUAAGUAUUUAGUUUACAGUUAUGUGUUCCUCUUGGCGUUAACAGGAGCAGCUCAAAUAUUUUUGGGAACAUCCCUAUUGUGGGGUCACUCGGUGUAUUACGGGAUUGUACAGAACAAGCUGUGGGCUCCUGCCGCAAUACUCCUAUGCCUCGGACCUGUUACCUUCAUACUGUGCUGGAUGGGCUGUCAGGCGACCAAUCAGAGGAAGCGCUGUCUCCUUGGCAUGUUUGCAGCUCUUUUAGUGGCUUGUAUAUGUGUUCAAUUCAUUAUCUGUGGUUGGUCCUUGGCGAUGCGAGAGAAUCUUCCAACAUCCGUAGAGAUUUUCAUCGACGAUUCGUUUGUAGAGUUUUUAGACAAGUUUUCAAGAACUAAAGUUGACAACUUACAUUUGUGGAAUCGUAUGCAAUCUCAGCUACAAUGCUGCGGAGUUGACGGACCUCUUGACUAUCGACGCCUGUCCCUCCCUUGGUCCUGCUGCUCCCGUCCCGAGCACGCCUACGAAUCGGCCUGUGACACUCACUAUAAACGGGGCUGUUUGGCAGUUGUAUCGGAGCAGAUCAAGAGUCGUCUGCUGAUAACCGCAUUUGGAGCUGCAAUUAUUGCCAUUCUUCAGAGCUUGGGCAUCUUCUGUGCGGUACACUUGACCAUAUUGUUUGGAAAGAACGACAAUACCCAUCCAAUGAAUGUAAACAGGAAAAAGAAGCAACAGCAAUUUUUGCCAUUGACCAUACAGGACAAGAGGCAUGAUUUACCAUCACCAAUCAAUCUGUCGCCAUCAGCACCCGGCCAGCGUGUUUUAAAAACUAAUCUGCCUCCGGCAAUGCACAAAUGACAGACGAUUAGCUUUUAAUAUUUAAAAAAAUUUAUGAAAACUCCAAAAGUUAUAAAAAUGUUGUAACCUGAGAUGGAAUGAAUAUAACUGUGACCCUCAAUGUUA